AUGACGGUGCGGGGCACCUGGCCAGGAGCCCCAACGGUGCGCAUAGAAGCUUUGGAGGCAACCGACAAAGUAGGAAGCACCGGCCCGUACCAAACUACAGAAUUUGCAAGAAAGCUGUGGUUGGAAAAUGAAAAUUUGGCAGACGACCGCUUCGAACGUGAAGGAGGAGACGAGGACGUCGGAAUUCUUGUUGGAAUGGACCAAAUGUUCAACAUCAUGUUCAACGAGCCAGCAAUUACAAGCCCGUGCGGACUCAGAGCCUACAGUUCGAAACUUGGAAAGGUCAUCGGCGGCCAAGAAACAACAUCGAAGCAAAGUCAAUCAAUUGUCAGUCAACUACUAAUCAAUUCAAAUUGCUCUCUACCACAGAUCACCUCACAGCCAUCAGAAAUUUUUAACAGUAUCCAAUCAAACAAGUCGGAAAGCAGGGAGACAGGAAAUUCCAGUCUCCUUCCACUACCAGAAAAUUCUGAACAAAUCUGCUUUCUCGACUCAUCAAAAGAAAGUAAAAGGUUUGAAAUGGAGAAGUUAAAUUUCGCGAACUUAAACGACUGCGUUGCUGUGGAGAAGGACGAUCAAUUCCGCUCGUUCUGCGAAGAAAUCACGCGAUUUGAAGACGGCAGAUAUUGCACGCCAAUACCAUGGACGACUGACAGAUGGAGACUGGAAAUCAACCACCAGAUGGCAGCAGUAAGACUGAGAAGCAUGCUGCACAAGCUCCGAAAAUCUCCAGUCGACUUGGCCAACUACACAAAAGAAAUCGAACAACUCAUAGCAAACGGAUUUGUAGAAGAUGCUGAUUUCAAUUACGAUGGCCUCCACACUUAUCUACCGCAUCAUCCAGUCUACCGAACCGACAAGGCCACCACAAAAAUCCGACCAGUUUUCGACGGCGCCGCAAGAUCCAAAUAUGGACCGAGCCUCAACGAUGUUCUGGAGACCGGACCAAAUCUUAAUCCUGAUCUCCUCUCGGUCUUAAUGCGCUUCCGGAUGAACCGGAUCGCCUGGAUUGCGGAUAUCGAAAAGGCCUUUCUCAACAUCGCGCUGCAGCCCGAAGACGCUGAAGCUGUCAGAUUUUUAUGGCCAAGAAAACCGGAAGAACCCAACUCCGAUUUCAUCGCGUACAAAUGGAAAAGAGUUCCAUUUGGGCUAAGUUCAAGUCCAUUCCUUUUAAGAGUCACUAUUAACAAACAUUUGCUCUCAGUCAAAUCUAGAUUUUCUACGACAGUCGAGCAGAUAGAAGAGCAGCUUUACGUAGACGACUACCUCGGAGGAGCAGACAACGUGCCAACAGCCAUAACUACGGUAGAAGAAACCGCCACGUUAUUCUCAGAGGCCCAACUCAACAUGAGGAGCUGGGCAACCAACAACAAGCAGCUCCGUGACUUUCUCACCGAAAAAGAAAUGUCGAACCAGAUUGUCGGAAUUCUUUCACUCACAAUAGACGGCCAACAAAAGGCACUGGGUCUUAGAUGGGACACGAGCUCAGAUUCAUUUAAAUUUGACCCUACAACUAUAAUGGAAGCAGCCGUGCAGAUAGGAGAAAAAAUCACCAAAAGAAAAGUUCUGAGCAUAUCAGCAAGGAUAUUCGACCCAAUUGGUUUCCUAGCUCCUACAGUCUUACUUUUAAAAAUAAUUUAUCAAAAACUUUGGGAAGGAGACAUAGGUUGGGACGAUGACGCCACACCCGAAGUGAAGAACACCUGGAGCAGCAUCAUGAAAGGCCUGAAGGAUCUACAUCAUUUGGAGAUCCCACGAUGGAUUGGAUAUUCAAAAACUUCCAUCGUCUCCGCAGAAAUUCACGUGUUCGGCGAUGCAUCAGAAGCAGCCUACGGAGCAGUAGCCUACGCACGGCUCCGGCUGGAGAACGGAAUUCCUUACACCAUCCUCCUUGCAAGCAAAACCAGAGUGGCACCUCUCCCAAAAAAGAAAGUAACGUUACCCAGACUCGAACUACUAAGCUCUUUGUUAGCAACUCGUUUAGGAGAGAAAAUCCGAACCUCCCUUCACACCGAGUCAUGGAAAACGACUUACUGGACAGACUCCCUCGUCACACUUGGAUGGAUACGAGGAGAUCCUUAUCGAAGGAGACCGUUCGUGCGAAAACAGGUGGAAACCAUCAGAAAAUUUUCCAACGCGGAUUGGUGGAGACAUUGCCCCGGAUUGGAGAAUCCAGCCGAUCUCGCUUCGCGGGGAGCGCCAGCGCAUGCGCUGGUGGAAUCGAAACUUUGGUGGCACGGACCAGCCUGGCUGACAGAAGGAGAAAGCGAAUGGCCGAAUUCUCCAGAAAACCACUCCACCGAAACUCAAGAGAAAAUCGAGGAAGAGGAGACAAAGAAAACGGCAACUGUCUCCUUUGCAGCAGUCGUCCCUCAGCCUGGGUCCUCAGAGUACUCAACCGUAUGA
Daphnia magna is the source of this 2406-nucleotide messenger RNA. RefSeq lists its product as uncharacterized. The record is from RefSeq and is a predicted model, not a curated record. NCBI's taxonomy places the organism in Eukaryota, Metazoa, Arthropoda, Branchiopoda, Diplostraca, Daphniidae. The transcript has a single exon. Bases 1 to 2406 code for a protein of 801 amino acids.